Messenger RNA from Lodderomyces jiufengensis, 723 nucleotides. RefSeq lists its product as uncharacterized. The record is from RefSeq and is a predicted model, not a curated record. Bases 1 to 723 code for a protein of 240 amino acids. The transcript has a single exon. Lineage: Eukaryota; Fungi; Ascomycota; Pichiomycetes; Serinales; Debaryomycetaceae. Gene Ontology annotation, molecular function: protein binding.
AUGGAUACAGAAAACAAUGAUUAUCCAAUCCAAAAUGCAAUCAAAGAAGGCAAAAUAAAUCUAGCAAAACAAUUAAUAACAGAAAACCCAAAACAUUUAUAUCAAAAAGAUUCAGAUGAAAGAACUCCAUUACAUUGGGCAGUUUCUGCAAAUAAUAUAGAUUUAGUAAAAUUUAUAAUUUCAUGUUCUCCAGACACCAACAUUGAUGAAUACGUAGAUUUAAGUGGUUGGUCUCCAUUACAUAUCGCUUCAUCUAUUGGAAAUAUUGAAAUUUUAAAUUUAUUUAUGCAUAUGAAUAAUCCACCAGAUAUAAAUUCUAAAACUGAUUUAGGUACAACUCCAUUACAUUUAGCAAUUUCCAAAAAUCAUUUAAAUUACGUCAGAACAUUAAUUAAUGAAUUUAAUGCAAAUUGUAAAACAAAAGAUAAAAAAGGUUAUACACCAUUAAUAAGAGCAUCAUCAAUUGGAUCUAUUCCUAUAAUACAAGAAUUACUUCAAAAAAAAGUACCAGUAAAUGCAAAAGAUAAUGAUGGAUGGACAAGUUUACAUCAUGCAUUAGCUGAAGGUCAUGGUGAUGUUGCUGUUUAUUUGGUUGAAAAAGGAGGUGCUGAUCCAAAUAUUUUAAAUAAUGAAGAUUUAAAACCUAUUCAAGUUAGUGUUGAUGAAAAAGUUGGAAGAUAUUUUAAAGAUCAUAUUGAUGCUAAAAUUAGAGAAAUUGAAUAA